GUUUGGGCUGUGGAUUAAGACCGAAGAUGUCCCGAAUACCCCGGAUUUGCAACUAAAUGGAAGGAAACCCGUCUGCCGCCGGAAAAUAUGGAUAAUUCUGUUGACUUUUGGAGAAGUAUUCUGUGGUGGUGGAGGGGUUUCCCUCUGCUCCUCUUCAUCGUCAGUCAAGCAAUUGCAGCCUCAUUCUACGGUGAUGGCUUUGUCUUGCUGAAGACUGUGGAGUCGUCCGUCCGCACAACGCUUCAUGUCCGCUUCCGUACCUCCACCAGUAGUGGGGUUCUCUUCCUGGCUGCUGGAGAUACCGACUUCUGCCUUGUGGAACUUCAGUCUGGACGAAUUCAGGUGUCGAUGAAUCUGGGAUCUGGCGUCCGCAAUCUUCGCUCCGAGAAAGGAGUUCAGCUGAACGACCUGGUCUGGCACACCAUGGAGAUCCAGCAGGACCAGCACAACGUCGCGCUGACCGUCGACAAACAUUCCCACUCCAGCCUGCGGAUGCCAGGGCCAGACCUGGAGCUGAGUGUCCAGGACGGUCUCUUCGUGGGAGGCCUGGGAGGCCUGGAGAAGCCUUACCUCUCCACGGAAAGGACGCUCGUAGGUUUCCGAGGCUGCUUGGAUGAAGUGCUGUUCAACCAACACAACCUGCUCUCCUCCCUCCGGCCAUACUCGGGCUAUAAAAGAGUUCACGAGGUGUCACUUGGGUGCAGCCCAGUGUUCUCUGCCAGCGCCGAUGACCCCAUACACUUCUUCAGCUCCAGGGCCUAUAUCUCCCUCCCAACGUGGGACGUGCCCCAAGAGGGGGUUUUCGAGUGUGAGCUUCACCGCUCAGCCAAAAAUGGGAUUAUCCUCUACAGUUCUGCUAGCAAAGGUCACUACAUUGGCAUUGAACUGCAAGAUGGCCAUGUGGUUGCAAUGAUUGGUGCACAAGCCACUAAGACUGAGCUUCGAUCCCCAUUGCCAGUUAGUGAACAUGACUGGCAUCAAGUGAAGCUGCACUUAUCCACACUGAGCUUCCACUUGGUUGUGGGCACAGACAUGCAGAACUCUAGUUUGGGUACGCACACCAAUGCCCUCCAGCUCAGUGGGCCUCUUUUCAUCGGUGGCGUUGAUGGUGAUACCCGUGCACAGGCCAGAAAGAAGGGGCUGCAGUCUCUGUCAGGGAAACAAAUUGGAGGAGGAUCGCUCAGAGGAUGUCUGAAAGGGAUUAGAGUCAACGCGCAAAAGAUGGGCUUGCCAAAUGCUCUGGUAACAAAGGAUGUUUCUGUUGGCUGUGAGACUGAGGGAACAUUUGACUCAAUGACCACACCCGAGCCAAUCUUCCCCACCUCAUGGAAUCAAUCUGGAGUGGACUGUAAGAGGGGACAAAGCUUCAUGGUUCUUGAGAACCUGAUCGUUCCUGAGGGGGGCCGGGCUCCCUUGGGAUUUCGCCAUGUCAAGAUGAACCUGGAGUUACGGAGCUUAGGAAUCCAUCAGUCCCAGAUCAUGUUCCGUGUCGAGGAGCAGCCAGUUCAUGGACAGCUGAGGCUGGACGUUGACCCAGACCAGGAGGAGCACACCUUCAGCCUCCUGGACCUUUGGCAUGGCCGGGUUAUGUACGUCCAUGGAGGAUCAGAGGACCGGGCGGACUUCUUCAUAUUUUCGGUGUUCAGCAGCAGUAAGAGACAAAUACCACCCUGCAUGAGGGGGAACAAGCUUCAUCGGUUCAACAUCAGCAUCACGCCCAGCAAUGAUGCUCCUGAACUUAGCCUUCCAGAAGGAAGCCUCUUUGUCCUGCUGGAACUGUCUAAACGGCAACUGACCACUGACAUGUUACGGGUUAUAGACCCUGACAGCAACUCCACAGACCUGAAAUUUACAUUACUUGGCAAUCUAAAGACAGAUGCUGGCUUUCUAGAAAUUGAAGAUAACCCUGGACAGCCAAUUAGGAACUUUUCUUACCUAAAUUUGGAGCAAGGAGAGGUUUAUUAUGUCCACACGGGCGUGAAGAACUCUAGAAUGGCUCUCAGGGUGAGUGAUGGGGACACGGUAAGUAACACGGUGGUGCUCAGAGUUAUGGCUGUCCCGCUGGAAUAUAGAGUUGUGAACAAUACAGGUGUGGAGGUGACUCAAGGUGGAUGGGCCAUCCUCAGCUCCAAGCACCUGGCGAUCCAAGUGAACGUCGCUAAGCAAGUGAUGGAGGUACGCUAUGAUGUUGUGGAGCCGCCUCAGUACGGAGAACUUCAGAGGCUGCAUUCAAGUGGAGAGUGGAAAAACACGUGCAUAUUUUCACAGAAGCUUCUAGAAAAGGACCGGAUCAGGUACAUCAGCACAUACCUGGGCUCCCAUCCCGGCAAUGUGACGGACAGCUUUAGAUUUCGGGUCACUAUCGACUCCAUGACGACUGAGGAAAUGCUGUUCCCUAUUGUAGUCCAGGGGAUUCACUACAAAGUCAUUAAGAGCAAAAUGCAGGUGGAUGGUGAAAGCGGGGUGACGCUGACACCCCAAGACUUACGGGCAGUGGCCAAGGGUAUGAAAAUCUUAGAAAGUGAGCUGUACUUUUUGUUGCUGUCAUUACCAAAGAAAGGAAACCUGUUACUUGACAAUAAACUGCUGAGGAUCAACUCCACUUUCAGCCAGAAAAACAUUUCUGAUCUGAAACUGCACUAUGAGAUGGUGAGCACUCCAUCUGCCGACACAAGGGACUCAUUCACUUUUCUAGUGUUUUCCAAAUAUUCUUAUUCAGGGAACCAUGACUUCAGAUUUAUGAUCAAGGCACGGAACAUCGCUUUAACAAACCUUGGGCUUAAUUUGAUGGAAGGGGAAAGUAAAGUCAUCACCAAAGAUAAGUUGUUUUCUGAGACCCUCACCUCCAGUGAAGUGCACUAUAAAGUCACCAGCGGUCCCAAACAUGGGAUGUUAAAGAAAAUCAACCUUUCAAAUUCCACAAGCAAUUAUGAAAACAUUUUACAGUUCACAAAUCAGGACAUCCUAGACGGUCGGCUCAUGUAUGCCCAUGACGACAGUGAAACCACUUAUGAUGAAUUCAUUUUCCUUGCCUCUGUGCCUUCAACUAAAGAUGAAGAUAUUGUAAAGGGAACUUUCAAGAUAUCCAUUGAGUUAGUCAAUGACGAAAAACCUGUCCGUGUGGUUGAUAAAGUCUUCCAUGUGGUAAAGAAUGGCCAGAGAAUCCUAACGUUGGAGGAUUUGUGUUACCACGAUGCUGAUUCUGACUUUGACGAUGGGCAGUUGGUCUACACUAGACGGGGGAUUCCCAUGGGUGAUAUUGUCUUGGUGAAUGACACUUCACAUAAGCUGUAUCAGUUCCGCCAGAAGGAUUUGGAGGAGAAGAUCAUUUUAUUUGUCCACAACGGGGCGAGCUAUGGUCGUUUUGUCCUCUUUGUAUCAGAUGGAAGGCACUACUCAUCCACCAUCUUGGAGGUCAUGGCUCAGAACCCAUACCUUAAAGUGGGAACCAACACAGGACUGAUGGUACAGAAGGGAAAGGAAGUAGUCUUGACCUCAGCAAACUUCAGCAUCAGCAGCAAUAUGGACAUUCGAGAAGAUCAGGAAGUGGGCUUUGACCUCUUCCUUCCCCCACGUCACGGGAGUCUCAUGUGCAAUGGAACAGGGAAGAAGACAUUUACUCGGCAAGACAUCAAUGCUGGGCAUGUGAUAUAUCGACACAAUGAUGGCAUGAAUCUUUUGGACUUCUUUAAUUUCACCAUCAGGGUAAAAAAGCUGAAGCUAGAUGCAAGUGUUGUCCUGAAAGUGUUCCUUGAGAGCCACCAGGAGCCCCCAAAAAUCAUUCAGAACAACCCCAUUGUGGUGGAAGAAAAGAAACCUGUGAAAAUCAGACAGAAAGAUCUUGAGGUGACCCACAAGGACAGCACACCCUCCGAGAUUGUGUAUUCAGUGAAGAAGGCCCCCUCCCAUGGCUUCCUGCGCAGAUCCGCAGGAAAGGACAAACCAUAUCAGGGGACAAUGGAGAAGCCCAUUCAGAGCUUCUCCCAGCAGGACAUCAAUGACGGACUCGUCCAGUACGUCCACGUGGGCUCAGACCACACAUCUGACACCUUCCUAUUAGACGUCAGUAAUGGGCUGACGGAGGUCAGUGACAUCAUGGUCACCAUGGAUGUCAUUCUUCAGUACAUUCCGCUGGAGGUCACCAGUAUAACCCUGAAAGAGGGGUCGUCCAGGGCCCUUACCAAGAAUGUCAUGCAAGUCACCAACCGCCAAUUUUUAGGGCUCAAUUUCUUUUACCAGGUGACCGAAGAGCCACGCAAUGGCCGUAUUGAGAAUUCACGGUUCCCAGGAGUUUCUAUCCCUGUUUUCUCUAGAUUACAGGCCGAGCAAGGCUUCAUUCAUUAUGUCCAUGAUGGGAGUGAGUCUCUAGCUGAUAGUUUUACCCUGAUUGCCAACGACACAGUCCUCAGGAGGUACAGCUUGCCCUGUGUUGUGUUUGUUAACGUGACCCCUGUUAACGAUGAAAUUCCGACUAUCACAGUAAACAGGAUUCUAAAGGUGUGGGUUGGCUCUGUCACAGAAAUUACAGUGGAUGACCUCAACGCUGAGGACAAAGACUCUACUCCAGAGCAACUGGAGUUCAUUGUGACCCCUCCCACUAAUGGUCAUCUGGCCCUGAAAAAUGCCCCCUCAAGACCCAUCCUGAACUUUACACAGGCACACAUCUUGACCAACCAGCUCGUGUUUGUCCACAGUGGUGCUCUGUCUGGUGGAUUUCACUUCCAAGUCAACGAUGGGCUGAAUUUUGCUGAAAGAGAGACUUUUUCCACUGGGGCGCGUACUCUUGUUCUUAACCUGGAGAGGAACUUGAUCCUGAAGGUUUUCCCAGGCACUUUGAAGGCCAUUACUGAUGAUAAUUUGUUGGUGGUGACCAAUGACUUCAGUGACAUCACUGGGAACCGUGCCAUCAUCUUCACAGUGAUUCAUCCACCAAAGCUGGGCCGAUUGGUCAGGCUGGCUGAAGAUAACGUUACAGAGGAAAUCUCGUCCUUUACUCAAAACAUGGUGAAUGAAGGGGAAAUCCGAUAUGAGCAAACUGACACUGAUGCUGCUGGUUGGGCUGCCAAAGACUCCUUCUCUUUUACUGUUCAUUCUUCUCCAUCCUCUCUUCCACCACAUACUUUCACCAUAGACAUCUCAUAUGACAAUGCAGGUCCAGAGCAAGGAAGUAUUCUUCUCGCUAACACUGGUGCUGUAGUGGCAGAAGGUGGGAAGGUUGUGAUAGACAAGUCCAAACUGGACGCCUCGAACUUGAUGAAGAAGGUUAAGACACCAGGGAACCACACUUAUGAGGUGUGGUACAGAGUGACAUCUCUACCCAGCUAUGGAGUAAUUUCUCUGGGAGACCAGAACUUGACAAAUGAGAAAGCUGACUUCUCCCAGAACACCAUUGACCAGGAUGGGAUAACAUACAUACACGACGAUUCAGAGAACCAUUAUGACUAUUUCUCCUUUGAUGUUUGGUUGAAUCAGAACAGUACGAAUGUCCAGCGACCCCAGGUGCGGAAUGAGAUUGUGUCUGAGUCCUUCAGCAUCACUAUAACACCUGUCAAUGACCAACCACCUGUGAUUAAGACACUGGCUCCUCUUCUGAAGGUGGCCCAUGGAGACACAGUCACCUUAACUCCUGAAAACCUCCAUGUGGAGGAUCCAGACACCCUACCAGAGGACAUUCAUUAUACAGUACUGAGCAAGCCUGACAAUGGCUUCCUGGUCUUGAGGAACAGACAAAAUGAAACGGUUCUAGCUUUCACCCAGGGAGAUGUGAACAAUGCACAAGUUUACUUCGUCCAAGAUGGAGAACUCGCCCCCGGAGUGUACAACUUCAGUGUGACCGAUGGAGUGCACCAACCAUUGCACACGCUCCUAAGAGUGGAGGUAGAGCCGGGCACCAUAACCUUAGUAAACAACACAGGCCUCACACUCAGGCAGGGGCAGACCAUAGUUGAGUUGACCUCUAAGCAUCUGGCUGCCAGAACUAAUAAGAGAAGUGCAAACAUUAAUUACCAAGUAACACAGCAGCCACUUUAUGGCAGCAUUCACAAAGAUAGCGAACAGGUGGUACAGUUUGACCAGGAGGACCUGCGAUUAGCAAAACUGUCCUACCAUAUGACUGAGCUGACUUCACCUCAGGACAGCUUUGAGUUUAUUGUCUCUGCUGGUGAGGUCAACUUGACGGCUGAGAGGGUCAACAUUACAGUCAGUCCGCUGAUCCGAAUGAGGCACCAUGUGCGCAUUCCAAGUGGCAUUGCGGUGAAGCUGAGGAGGAACGUAAUAGACGCUAGUGAGUUGGCGGCCUUAAGUCGCAGCGACCCAUUUUUUGAGAUAAUCUCACCUCCAAAGCACGGCAGGCUGGUAAAGUUUGGUCAGAAGUCUUUGGUUGUGAAGUCUUUCACUUUUCAGGAUGUGGUCCAAGGCAGGGUGGCCAUUGAGGAAAGCGCAAACAUAACCAGCCUUGAAGGCAACUUGACUCUUAGUAACAUGACCAAAAUUCACCAUCUAAAGGAUUCCUUUGAGUUUCUUCUGAAGGCCAAAAAUGUCCAACCAGCCCGAGGUGAAUUCAUGUUCACCGUUGUGCCAUACAAUCCUUUGACGGGAAUGCCUGUCAUCACAGAUGACUCUUCGGAUACUACUCAGUCACCGUUACUCAACAACACUAUCCAUUCUGGAUCUUCACUGCAACCACGCUCUGGCAGGGAACACCAGGAUUCACUGAGACCACAUAAGCACAAACACAAACACAAAGCACGGAAUCGUUCAGGAGGUCACAGCAACCAUGGCAAGCCUGCUGUCUCCAACACAUCCAAAACUACGUCUGGAAAACAGCCCAUAACGCUCCAGAACAUCCCCGUGUGGGUCGAGUCCAUGCCAAGGCCUGCGUCUGACCCGCUCCUGAUCAUCCUGCCCUUCCUCGCUUGCCUCUUCCUCAUCGUCAUCCUCAUCAUACUGAUCCUGGUCUUCCGGCAACGCCGGGAGAAGCGAGCUCGGCACAACAUGAUCCAGGAGAUGUCGGCGGUGAGGCAGACGGAUGAACAACCACCGCCGAGAAGCCCUUGCCUGGGCACUCCAGAGAGGAGCCUUGCUGUUCCGUCGGUGGUCGUCACGCCUGUGAGAUGUCCGGACAACCCCGUGCUGGACGGGGUGCAUGGAGAUGCAAUCGUGGCUGGCAUGAGCCCCCUCGAGACUCCUUACAUUCUCUGCGCUUGGACUCCUGUGACUCCAAUGGAGCCUGAGAUCAUUAUAGAGGAGCAAGCCAAUGCUCCCACACUUGGACAAAGUCAGUACUGGGUUUGACCAGUUUGGAUUCAAAGAGUCCAAGUACCUCAGCUUGGAAGUAAACCCAGAUGUGGGCUCUGGAGUUUCUUCCAAAGACUGCAACAGCCCUUGGUUUGACCCUGAGGACAACACAUUUUUUCAACAAGAAAUUGAAUUCUCAAAAAGACCUUAAAAGCCAUUGGGCUUUAGUUUGAAUGAGUUCAGUUUUUUAUAAUUUCUUGCCAAAGAGUUUGAUAUUUCUUGCCCAUGAUACUUGUGUCUGUUCUAGUGCUAGUUUGUUUUCAUGUGUGAUGAAAAGAAAUCUCAGCAACAGCACCUGAACUGUGGUCAUACUUUAAUGUUUUUAUUCAGUGAGACCUUCCAUAUCUUUCUCACAUACUAAUUUUGUCUUAUCUAAGAUACUCCCAUGAUUUUAACCCAUGCAUGUGAUUGAAGUGACUGGGGGUUAUACUCUCUCACCCUAAGACUGCAAUUGGUGUUCAAAUCCACAUUGUAUUUCAUAAAGCCCUAUAGUGCAGUGUUUUAUUUUCUAUUGUUUUUUUUUCAAACAAAAUAAAUGCAGUUGUACUGUUGCCAUACCCUCUGGGAGGAUUGCUUCUGCUGUCUCAUGGUUUAGGAAUGUGAGGACCAAUGCACUCGCCUAGUUUUACAAGACCAGACAAAACUAUUGCAUCGCACAAUUUGUUAUAUGCAUAUAUGAAGAAAACCUUAUGGAUUGUUUUGUGUGUGCUAAGUAAUAAAUUAAUCGAACAGCUCUUUAAUAUUUAUAAGGGAUGGAUGAGGCAUUUCAGAAAACUUAAAUCAUAAUCAGAUUUUCCUAGAAUUUUGGCACAUACAGUACCAGCAAUACUUGGGUAUUUUCUUUGUUUCAAAUUUGAAAGAGAUCAGUCCUCAGAGAAUAAGUGCAGAGGGUUAACAAGUUCAGUGUUAAAAUCUAUCAUCUAAAACUAUUGAAACAUAAUGUAAUAAAACAACUGCACUGCCAUAACCCAAGUUCAAAUUGACACAGAAUUUGUUGCAGGCUUAUGUGUCGAUGGUGUUGCCAUGGUAUUUGUGCAUUUUUAAGUCAAUCUACUCCCCAAGGUUUAACUUGAGUGUCAACACCCACCUCACCCAAAAUCUGUUUUGUGUUCAUCUGUUCCAGUUUCAGUUCAACUUUUAGUCUAUCUUUAUUUUCAAAAUCAUUCUUCCAAAGCACUCUGUAUGUGUGUAUGUGUCAUGUGUAUAUACUGUAUGUGUACAUAUGCCAUCCCUGCCAUUUCUGCUCCAUGAGCCAAGAUCAAC
Molecule: messenger RNA, 8559 nt
Organism: Alosa sapidissima (American shad)
Lineage: Eukaryota; Metazoa; Chordata; Actinopteri; Clupeiformes; Clupeidae
Product: chondroitin sulfate proteoglycan 4-like
Exons: 10
Coding region: 88-7293 (2401 amino acids)
Source: RefSeq, a predicted model, not a curated record